Messenger RNA from Ceutorhynchus assimilis (cabbage seed weevil), 1206 nucleotides. NCBI's taxonomy places the organism in Eukaryota, Metazoa, Arthropoda, Insecta, Coleoptera, Curculionidae. The record is from the annotation of a GenBank genome assembly.
AUGGCUUCGGUUCCAAGCGAAAAUGAUAGGAAUAUCAAGAAGAAAAUACUGAACGCUGCUAGAUCUAUAAGAAAAAAGUAUUUGGCUUUAAAGCUGGAGAGAAAAGAGGAAGAUGAGGCACUUGAUAGGAUAAUAAACCCUAUAACUGAACCUCUAAGAGAGUUUGUUGAGAAAACGGUUGGCAGAAAAGUCCAAGUUAAACAUGAAAAAGUUAAGCUCGAAGCUCCUAAAACGUAUUUUGAAUCUGAACCGAAACUUCCUAGAAAUGUAGAGUUCCAACCAGCAGAGAUUAUUGCUCAAACGAGUGAGAAUUUAAUAAGUGAUGAUGAUGAUGAUGAUGGCGCUGAGGAUGUCUUUUAUGAACCCUUACAACAUUUAAAAGAAGAUCUGCAGAAAUCAAUUCACGAUAGAUCAGGAGCGUAUGAAGAAUUUUUAGAUCAGUAUCCCAAAGUAGCACAAGAGUAUGUAGAUAGAUACUAUAAACAAUCAGAUGAAAUAGACCAUUCUUAUGGCUUGAAACAUGAUAUGAAAACCGAUGAUUGGUCUAUGGGAUCACAAAAAGUCAACUUUCUCCCGAAUGGAGAUAUUAAAGUCGGGGCUGUAUCUUAUAAAGGAACGCAGGGCUUAUAUGAUCUUUUAUUUCUGAAAAAGCCGAUCUAUCAGACAGAGGAUGAUAAGUUGCAGUUUACGGAUAUUCUAAACAGGACCAAUGUUCAUCGAAGAGAUUUUGAUCCAUCCAAACAAGUUAAAGGGUCCACAUCUUCAAAAUAUAGACAGUUUGUUAAACCUUUGGUCUCAUCAUCAUCUGAAGCAAAAAGGCUUAAAUCAAAAGAACCGAACAGAAAAAACGAAGAUGAAAUCGAAAAAGCCAUCGAAUCAAUAUUGACUCCAGAUCAUAAAUUCAACCAGGAUCUGGAGAAAUUUUUGUGUCCAGAAGAAAAAUCUCAAAUCGAGAUCAACCAGGAUCUGGAGAAAUUUUUGUGUCCAGAAGAAAAAUCUCAAAUCGAGAUUAUUGACAUUUCAAGUCCAGAAAGUCCUGCUAAUGAAGAUUAUGAUGAAAUGGAACAAAAUGAAGAAAUGAACGCCGAAGCUGUCAUCAUAGCUGAAAAAUCUUUUCAGCUAGAUGAACUAAAUCAAACUGAAAAGCAAAUUUUCCAAAAAUGGAAAUGUAUUCGAAAAAAGUUUUAUACUACUUAUAGAAUGUAG